Etheostoma spectabile (orangethroat darter) is the source of this 2144-nucleotide messenger RNA. It is a transcript of the gene tmprss5, whose product is annotated as transmembrane serine protease 5. The transcript is spliced from 13 exons. Gene Ontology annotation, molecular function: serine-type endopeptidase activity. The record is from RefSeq and is a predicted model, not a curated record. The coding region runs from base 505 to 1893 and encodes 462 amino acids. Gene Ontology annotation, biological process: proteolysis. Lineage: Eukaryota; Metazoa; Chordata; Actinopteri; Perciformes; Percidae. Gene Ontology annotation, cellular component: membrane.
GCAGACAGAACAGACUUCAUUUUGUUCCUGAGUGUUGAGAGACGAUAGCUUUGGAUUCCAAAUGAAGGGGAUUGACAUGAUAUGAGACUUUUCAACAAUCUGCAAUAAUGACCUUUUCUCCGAACCUAUAAACUGUCAGGUAAUAACAUGUCUCAGGUGGAAAUGGGCAAUCUUUUGGCACAGGUAAAAAGUGUUACCUAGCAACACCCGGUGUCCUAUCAAUAGUCAGCUUGGAGGUAUCUCUGGAGAUGCUCCCCCCUACAAAGACCUGGUUCAGUUUGCUUCAACAGGCCCCAUGACCCCCCUGGACAAACAACAGCCUCAUUCUCUGCACCACUGCUGACCUCAUUGUCUCUUUGUGAAGGGAAAAUCCAGAGUUGCAUUCUGUUAAAUGGCAAAUGGUGCAUCAACUGCGAGCGGGACGGACCUUUCUACCUCCAGCACAGGCCUACAGAUGAGCACGGACACCGCUGCUUUAUCCUCAGGACUGUACGCGAGGAAAACAUGAGUCCUGAUGGAGACACAUUAUCAGUGAUUGAGAACCCGGCAGCUGUCAGUCACUCUUUUCAUUCAGAUAAAACAGCAGAAGUUGCGGGGACCAAGGGAGUGCAGGGUUGGUUAAAAGGGAUUCACUCUACGACUCACGCUCACAGGCUGGUGAGGCUACUGGCAGUGGUGUGUGCAGUUGGACUCCUGGGAGGCUUAGCUGUAGGUGUCUGGUUUCUAGUUAAACUUCUGCUGAGGCCUUCCGUUUCCCAAAGUCCAGUGGGACUUGGGGACACAAAGGAGACGCCUUUCUGCAAUGUGACAGAAGACAUUUCUAUCUCUGACCCCAGAAAAGUGUUUUACAGGAUCAGCCCAGACAACUCCCUCCUGGAGAUCCAGCUGGGGAAGCUGCCCACCUGGCUACCGGUGUGCUAUGAGAGGUGGAACUCUUCACUGGGAACGCUGGUCUGCAGACAGCUUGGUUAUCUGAGACUGACCAAGCAUAAAGGAGUGAAACUAACUGAUAUUGGGCCAAACCAUACUGAAGGCUUUAUACAAAUUACCUCAGAACACAAGAGCAAUCUGGAAAAUAUGUGGCAAUUCAGGGGGAACUGUAUCACAGGGAAGGUUAUCGCUUUGCAAUGUUUUGAGUGUGGGACACGAGCGAAGCUGCCCAGGAUAAUCGGGGGGGUCGAGGCCACGCCGGGCAGGUGGCCUUGGCAGGUCAGCCUCUACUACAGCAACCGUCACACCUGCGGAGGCUCUAUCAUCACCAGUCAAUGGGUAGUCACAGCUGCGCAUUGUGUUCACAACUACAGGCAACCUCAGGUAUCCAGCUGGGUGGUCUACGCCGGUAUUGUCACCCGCACCUCGGCUAAAAUGGCUCAGCACACAGGUUACGCUGUGGAGAAGAUCAUUUACAACAAGAACUAUAACCACAGGAGCCACGACAGUGAUAUAGCCCUGAUGAAACUGCGGACGCCGCUGAAUUUCUCAGAUACAAUUAGGCCCGUCUGCUUGCCUCAGUACGACUAUGAUCUCCCAGGAGGUACACAGUGCUGGAUCUCUGGAUGGGGAUACACACAGGCUGAUGGUGUGCACUCACCUGACACCCUGAAAGAGGCGCCAGUUCCCAUAAUAAGCACAAAGAAGUGUAACAGCUCCUGCAUGUACAAUGGAGAGAUCACGCCACGGAUGCUUUGUGCCGGAUACACAGAGGGAAAAGUGGAUGCCUGUCAGGGGGACAGUGGGGGUCCUUUGGUUUGCCAGGAUGAAAAUGUGUGGAGGCUGGUGGGGGUCGUCAGCUGGGGGACAGGCUGUGCUGAGCCCAACCAUCCUGGAGUUUACACCAAAGUGGCUGAAUUCUUGGGAUGGAUCUACGACAUGAUUGAAACAGAGUUUUCUUAGAAAUUCUGUGGUACAAAGUAUUCGUACAGUACAGAGAAUUACUGACGAGGGCUCAUGAUGCACAACAAGCAGAGGAAGUUAUUGAGGAUGCUAAGUUACUGAUAUUACUGUUUCAGGCAUUUGAAAAUCAUAUUUGAUAUUUUUACUUUAAACGUCCGUUAUAUAAUGUACACACAUGACUGACUGGAGACAUCAAAAUGCAUUUCUACGUUAUAUUUUUCAUGUAUUGAACAUAAAUUAUGACUUCUAAA